AUGCGUCACAAUUCAACACUCCGAGAUCAACACCUGCUGCUUCGAAGUUCUAAUGAGGAGACGGCAUCACGCGAGAAGCCCAACGUUGCGAAAGGAACCGGAGUAAGCCAUUUAGGUUGCUAUAGACACGCGGCGCGCUCGGAGCCUCAAAGAGCUCAUUGUGUUCGGUUGCAGUUGUAUUCAGUUGGGGAUUUACCGCCGAAAUCGCCAUGGUCAGUUGCUAGGGCCGCCUACAAAACAUUUUGUAGCGAGUUGUGUCUUUAGCGCAGACUGGUUUUCUGUUUCAGAUUUUGCAAAAACAUCACUGGAGACUCAUUUUAUUCAAUAAGACUUUUUUUUAAAUUCAUUCUUGAUUACUUUUGAUCUUUUAGCUGUUAUCGCGACUGAGACCGAACCGUAAGAAACAGGCCGAGCAGCAGGCCAAGCGCAAUGUCCAGAAAAUGCCCGAGCUCGAGGAUUACCUGCACAAGCGAGACUACGCUGGCGCCAUCUCCCUAUUAGAAGUUUGCAGCGAUGUUUUAGUUGAAACCCUCUGGUUUCAGUUCAGCCAAAAGGACGGCGAGUCACAAGAGACAACGGCACUCUGGCUUGGUUUUUGCUACUUCCGAGCAGGAGAUUUCAAAAAAGCCUCCGAUGUGAGUAGUAGGCAGCCAGUUGAAGCUGGUUUCUUUUUGAGGUCUACGAAAACAUGUUAACAAAGAAGAACGGCGGUCCUGAAGUCGGUGUCUACCUCGGGUGCUGCUUGUUUUUUCUUGGCAUGUACACAGAAGCACGUGUGGCUGCAGAGAAAGGUUCUUUCCGAGAGGUUCUUUCCGGAAUGAAAAUAUAAACAAAUUUCAAAGUAAAACCUGCGAAGUUUUCCAUUCAAAGGAAAUCCGCCAUAUUUUUGUAACAAAUGCAGAAAUGAUAUUUUCAGCACCGAAAAGCUUUCUGCAAAAUCGGCUUCUUUUCCAUGUAGCUCACAAGUUGAACGAUGAGAAACGACUCAUGACGCACCACCAACAGCUCGGAGUUUCUUCGAAAUAUCUGACUCUCAAAGAAAUUGGAUAUUUGCAGGAUUCACUAGAGGAUCAAUUGUCCUUGGCGUCGAUUCAUUUCAUGAGGAUGCACUACAACGAGGCCGUCAGUACCUACAAAAACAUCUUGACAACUUCUCCGUAAGAUUAUAAUCACAAGUUUAUCUGCUUUCAGGGAAACUAGUUUGACCGUAAAUCUGAAACAGUUUUCAUUCAAUUUUUUCUCUCCGUUUAAAGGUUAUAAGUAGACGUGAAGAAGGGUGUAAAAAGAUCAGGAAAACCUAAAUUGGAAAAGUCUUUUCAGCUCGUUGAUAGCUUUGAACUUUUACAUGGCAAUGUGUUACUACAAAAUGGAUUACUACGAAGUAGCUCAGGUUCUGGAAUUCAUGAUUUUUUUUUUUGAAAAUUUCUUCACGUAAUUUACAGGAUGUUUUGGCUGUUUUUCUAAAAGUAUUUCCGGAUAGUCCAGCGGCCUUGAAUCUUAAGGCAUGCAUAACCUAUAAGGCUUAUACUGGCAAGUCGGUAGUGGUGAGUUUUAUAUAUUUAUAUAUUUUUUUAAUCCUUUGGAGAUGGUUUGAAUGAAUGAAAAAAACUGUUUCAGACAGAAACGGAGCAACUUCUGCGGACGAACUUAUAUCCGGCGGCAAGAGAUUUGAUCCGCCACAACUUAGUCGUGUUCAAAAAUGGCGACGGCGCCUUGCAGGUGCAAAAAUCAAUAGAAAUUAUUCAUCUUUUUGCCUCAGGUGCUGCCUUCUUUGAUGGACACUUUCCCAGAAGCACGACUCAACAUGAUUUUGUACUAUCUGAAGAAAGGUUCGCUCCUUUUUGUGCUUUUUCAUUCGAAAGUUUGAAUUAUACAGGUCUCAUCCAGGAGGCCAUGAGCCUUUGCAACGAUCUCGAACCGCAGCUUCCUUACGAAUUUCUCAUCAAAGCUACAACUUUUACUUUUUGGGGAUUACAAAAAGAUUCGGUCACUUUUAGGCUCUCGCAAAUAACUUGAACUCAAUUGCAGAAGGAUCACUUGAGGACGGCUGAGCAGUUUUUCCAGAUGGUUGGAGAGUCUUCGGCGGAGUGUGGUAUUUUUGGCAGUUCUGAGCAUUCAAAUUCACCUUUCAGACACGAUACCUGGCAGACAGAGCAUGGCUUCGACUUAUUUUCUUCAGCAAAAGUUCGAUGAAGUUCUUCUGUACAUGAAUUCUAUAAAAGUAGGUCACAAACUAACUUUUAAUGGACUGCUCAUUCAAAUUUUCUUUCUUUUUGAGGGCGUACAAUCUCAAGAAAAAACUCCGAGUUGGGAAAAGUAUCUUUAGACAGAAAUAACGGACAGUUUUAUUUAUGUGGAAACUGAGCUAAUCAAUUAUUUUUAAAUGCCAGCUGUUAUUUUUUUUCAAUUAAAAAUUGGAAAAAAAUAACAGCUGGCAUUCAAAAAAAGUAAUUAUUUUCUUAUAAAAUGUUUCUCAGGAGUAUCACCAACAAGACGACUUGUUCUCUUUGAACUUCGCCCAGGCGCUGCUCAUGGCCAAACAGUACAAAGAGGCCGAAGAGGAAUUUUUGAAGGUGACAGGUCCCGAGCGCGACAAACCGCUUUACAAACUCAUGCUGGCCCGAUCACGCAAGUCUUUUUUUCUUUUCCAUAGCUCAAUCAUUGCUUCCAGUGAUUUUCAACAAAAAGCCUCAUUUCGCUUGGGAUUUGUUCGUGAAGACUUCCGACCAGAAAGACGCGUUGGGGUUGAUGAGAGUGAUAGCUCACGAUUGCUACAAGGUUUUCUAAAUUAUGAUAAGAAAAUUCUUGUGAAAAGGUUCAAAAAAGUUUUACUUUAUUGAAUGUUUGUUUAAAAAAUAAACGAUUUCUGCAGUUCGAGCGCAAUUUUCUCUUCGAAAUAUCCGAAGAUCACGCCUUUUUCUGUCUUUUGGCUUACUCUUCAUCCCAUUAUCACCUACCAAAGAGUCCUGUGGAAACGUAGAAAAAUGCUUUGCAGGUUGGUGAGUAUUAUUACGCUGCCAAGGCCUACGAUCAACUUGAGAAAGCAGACCCAUCGCCGGAAAACUGGCAGGUUUCCUUCAGAGAAACUUCUUAGAUUUCUAAAACUUCCAAAUUUGAGGGAAAACGCGGCGCCACAGCCGGCUUGUUCCACCAUCUGGCUCGAGGCAAAUGCACCCCGUGUGUUCAAAACUUUGAUGUUGAUUGAAAUUCAAAAUUUCAGCGAACAGAUGCAUGAGGUGCUGUUGUUAGUGGAAACAAGUCACCAUCCUCACGCGGAAUUUCUGGCAAGCGUCAUUCGAAAAUGGGCAAAGAAUCACAAUAUCAAGCUAGAAUAA
Molecule: messenger RNA, 3335 nt
Organism: Caenorhabditis auriculariae
Lineage: Eukaryota; Metazoa; Nematoda; Chromadorea; Rhabditida; Rhabditidae
Source: the annotation of a GenBank genome assembly